This is a messenger RNA of Daktulosphaira vitifoliae (grape phylloxera), 3902 nucleotides long. RefSeq names its product disheveled-associated activator of morphogenesis 1 (gene DAAM). The record is from RefSeq and is a predicted model, not a curated record. The transcript is spliced from 15 exons. NCBI's taxonomy places the organism in Eukaryota, Metazoa, Arthropoda, Insecta, Hemiptera, Phylloxeridae. Gene Ontology annotation, molecular function: actin binding; small GTPase binding. Bases 162 to 3503 code for a protein of 1113 amino acids. Gene Ontology annotation, biological process: positive regulation of actin filament polymerization; actin cytoskeleton organization.
GGUUAUACCAGCAUUAUGCGUUCAUUGUACAUUAGUGCAAUACAUCAAUAAUUUUUCGAAACAUUUUAUCAUGAAUUGGUUUUUUAAGUGCGGUAUUUUUAAGUCGAAUUGUGUAUUUAUCUAAUAUUGUUUAUGCACUCCAAUAUUUGACUGAAAACAAAAUGAAGCUGGUAAACCUGACUGUACCCCGCACCAUGGCGGGUUUAGCUGAAAGGUUAUCAGGUAUUAUGCCAACGCCUAGCACACGAGGGCGAAAAGGAUGGUGUGGUUGUCUACAGGAUGAUGAACCUCCAGAAAUCACAUAUUGUGUUGUAGAUAACUCUGGUACAUUAUCACUUCAGACGAUGACUCCCACACUUCCUAUGCCAGAAAAGUCCGAACUGGAUAAGCUAUUUGCCGAGUUAGUUGAAGAACUAGAUCUUACUGCUCCCAACAAAACUGCAAUGCUUGAACUUCCAGCUGAAAAGAAAUGGCAAAUUUAUUGUAGUAAAAAAAAAGACCAAGAAAGUACAACAGAUUUAUCUCAGUCUCCAGAUCACUAUAUUCAAAGUAUAGGGACAUUAUCUGGAGAUAAAGAUAUAAAUGAAAACAUGAGUUUAUUUGAUUCAUUAAAGACAGCUCUUAGAACUCAACCCCACAGUUUUGUGCUAAGAUUUGUUCAAGCUGAUGGUCUAGUUACUCUAUUAGAAGUUUUAUCUUCUAUGGAUUAUGACACUCAACAAGGUUCAAUGCACACAUCAAUUAUUGGAUGUAUUAAAGCUCUGAUGAAUAAUUCAACGGGAAGAUCUCAUGUUCUUGCUCAUCCUAGUGCUAUAAGUACUAUUGCUAGAAGUUUAAUAACUGAAAAUCCUCGCACUAAGGUAGCCGUUCUAGAAAUUCUUGGUGCAUCUUGUUUAGUUCCUGGAGGUCAUAAAAAAGUAUUGGAUGCUAUGACUGAUUACAGAGAUUAUGCACAUGAACGUGCUCGAUUUCAAGGAGUAAUUAACGAUUUAGAUAGAAAUACUGGCAUUUAUAGAGAUGAUUUAACAGUAAAAACUGCUAUUAUGUCAUUUAUUAAUGCUGUUUUAAGUUAUGGUCCUGGACAAGAAAGCUUAGAAUUUAGAUUACAUUUGAGGUAUGAAUUCCUACAACUUGGACUAAAGAAUAUUAUAAAUAAACUAAGAGAACUCGAAAAUCAAACAUUAGAUCGACAUAUGGAUUUCUUUGAAAUGGUUCGAAAUGAAGAUGAAAAAGAGUUAGCUAGAAAAUUUGAGCAGGAACAAGUUGAUACACAAAGUGCAACAUCAAUGUUUGAUUUAAUUCGUAGAAAAUUGAGUCAUUCUCCUGCAUAUUCUCAUUUUCUAUCACUUUUACAACAUUUCUUACUAUUGCCAUUGGAUUAUGGAAGUUUACCUCAACAUUGGCUUUUAUUUGAUCGAAUUGUGCAACAAAUCACUCUACAAACUGACUCUGGUAUUGAUAACGAUGUAUCACCCAUCAAUAUAAAUGUGAAAGAAAUAGUUCAACAGCUAGCAAAGGAAGAGGAACUUGCUGCUGCUAAAAACAAAGCAGAAGAAUUGGAAAAAGAAAACAAUAACAUUGUUGCUAUAUUAGCCAAGAAAGAACAAGAACUAGAUUUGAGAAAUCAAGAAAAAGAAGAUAUGGAAGCUAGUAUUGCUAGGCUCAAAGAACGUUUAGAAAAAGAGCUUUCCACUCAUUUAGAAACUAAACAGAAAUUAUCAGAAUUAGAAGAUACAACUAGUGAACUGCAACAUCGUAUAAUGUAUGAACAAGAAGAAAGAAGAAAAUUAGAAACAUUAUUGAAUAAUGGAAGUUUACCUGACGAUGCCAAAGUUAACUUAGGUUCUUCUUCUUUGUCUGUACCUAUUCCACCACCUUCACCUCCAUCGUUGCUCAAAGUCCGUGUUCCAGUUCCUCCUCCAGUACCUCCACCAGCCCCUCCUUUACAGUUUCCUACACCUAAUCUUCCACCACCACCUGGUUGUUUACCUCCUCUAGUCAGCAGACAAAGAUCUGUAGAAAUUCCUAAGCCAACUGCACCAUUAAAAUCAUUUAAUUGGUCUAAAUUACCAGAAACUAAAAUAGCAGGAACCGUAUGGGCUGAUAUUGAUGAAGGAAAAAUGUAUUCAUCUAUUGAUCUUGAGACUGUUGAUAAACUGUUUUGUGCAUACCAAAAUCAAAAGAUUAAUGGGACAGUUAAUGAAGAAUUGUCUGAAGACACGAAACAACCAAUUAAAAACAAAGCUAAAAUUUUGUCUGUAAUUGAUGGGCGAAGAGCUCAAAAUUGCACUAUUUUACUGUCAAAAUUAAAAAUGUCUGAUGAAGAAAUAGCUAGGGUUAUACUGGACAUGGAUACUAAAGAUAUUUUUCCAUUAGAUAUGGUUGAGCAACUUCUAAAAUUUACACCUGGACCAGAUGAAGCUGCAUUACUGGAAGAACAUAGCUAUGAUUUGGACAGUCUAGCUAGAGCUGAUCGUUUCUUAUAUGAAAUAUCAAAGAUAGCACAUUAUGAACAGCGACUUAGGAGUUUAGUUUACAAAAAAAAAUUUGUGACUUGGACUGGAGAAGUUGAAGGUAGAGCAAAAGUUGUGAUGGAAGCAUCAAGAGAAGUUGCUCGAUCUAGACGUCUUCGAAAGUUAUUAGAAUUAGUAUUGGCACUUGGAAAUUAUAUGAAUAAAGGAGCAAGGGGAAAUGCAUGGGGCUUCCGAUUAUCAUCACUUAAUAGAUUAUCUGAUACAAAAUCAAGUUCUGUACGUGGCACCACUCUAUUACACUUUAUUGUGGAUAUGGCUGACAAAAAGUUUAAAGAUGUUUUACUUCUGGAAGAAGAUAUACCUCAUGUUCGUGAGGCUUCAAAAGUUAGCUUGGCAGAACUUGAAAAAGACAUGUCACAAUUGAGAAAUAAUUUAAAGGAAGUUGAACGUGAAAUAGAAUUUCAGAGAGUUCAACCAGCAGUGCCUGGUGACAAUUUCUUACCAGUCAUGAAAGAAUUUUUAACCACUGCUACUUGUAGAUUUUCUGAGCUUGAAGAUUUAUUUCAAGAUAUGAAAACAAGAUUUGACAGGGCUGUUAGAUUGUUUGGUGAAGACAACUCAACAAUACAACCAGAUGAUUUUUUUGCUAUUUUUGACUCAUUUUUAACUGCUUUGGUUGAAUCUCGUCAUGAUAAUAUUAACAUUAAAAAGAGACGCGAAGAAGAAGAAAAAAGAGCUCGUCAGGAAGGAGAGUUGAAAAAGUUGACAUUAGAUCGUAAACACUGUAAAGAGGGUAAUGGAGUAAUACCAAACAGUUCUACAAGUCGACGAGCAGGUACUCAAGUUUCCAUUAAUGGAACUUCUGGAGAAAAAGCAGAAUUUGAUGAUCUAAUUUCAGCUCUAAGAACUGGAGAUGUUUUCGGAGAAGAUAGCAUGGCUAAGAUUAAGCGAAGUAGAAAGUCUCGACAUUCUCCUCCAACUAGGGAGCAUAGUCGAGAUAGAGUAUUAAAUGUCACUCGACAAAAAUAAUAACUUGAACAAAAGCAAAAAAUAUUUGUGAAAAUAAAUAAUAUUGUUAGUUUGAAAUUUAUAUCCUUAUAUUGAAACAUUAUUGCAAAAAUUUUUUAUUUUUACUUAAAACGUUCUGUGAUAUACAGUUUUUUUUUUUAAUAUCAAAAUUCAUAUAAUUGACUUUGCUGAAAUUUCAGCUAAAUAAUUGAAUCUUAUCUUUAUUUUUCUUGGUUUAUUUAUCAAUUUUAAUUAUUGUUUGUAUUUUUAUUAUGGAAUGUAAAUUAUUUAACUAUUAAUAUUAUAAUUGUAUAAUUGUGCAAAAUUGGACGGUUGUAAAACAUAAAUUAGUGAAUUUUAUAUUUGUUCAUUUAUACAUUUAUACAUUUAGUUGUACUAUUAAAUUAUUAUAAUAGUUUA